Molecule: messenger RNA, 892 nt
Organism: Scatophagus argus
Lineage: Eukaryota; Metazoa; Chordata; Actinopteri; Scatophagidae
Product: isotocin-neurophysin IT 1-like
Exons: 4
Coding region: 185-655 (156 amino acids)
Cellular component (GO): extracellular region; secretory granule
Molecular function (GO): neurohypophyseal hormone activity
Source: RefSeq, a predicted model, not a curated record
AUUAAAGAUCUCUAAGUGGCUUUUGGGUUUCUGUGUCACUCUCAAAAGAAGCUCUGGAAGUAUAUAAGACAUGUCAGAGGCGCCGAGAACAGAAGAAGCAUCCAGGAGCAUCUGAAACAAACUCUUGAAAUCUGCGGAUCACCAAGACAUUGAGAAGCAAAUAUCUUUCACUCUCUCAGCUGAAAUGAGUGGAGCCGCUGUGCCCGUGUGCCUAUUUUUUCUCCUGUCUGUAUGUUCAGCGUGUUACAUCUCUAACUGUCCAAUCGGUGGGAAGAGGUCCAUCAUGGAUGCACCGCUGCGCAAGUGCAUGUCCUGUGGCCCCGGAGACAGGGGCCGCUGCUUCGGCCCCAGUAUCUGCUGUGGGGAGGGCCUCGGCUGCCUGCUGGGCUCCCCAGAAACGGCUCACUGUGUGGAGGAGAACUACCUGCUCACCCCCUGCCAGGCCGGAGGGAGGCCGUGUGGAUCUGAGGGAGGACGCUGUGCCGUCUCAGGACUCUGCUGUGAUGCAGAAAGCUGCACCACAGACCAAUCCUGCCUCAUCGAGGAGGAAGGAGAUGAACAGACCAAUCAAUUCGAAGGCAGCGACCCCAGUGACAUCAUCCUCAGGCUCCUGCAUCUGGCCAGUCACUCUUCUCCUCAUCGAAUUCACCAAUGAGCUGCUCCUGACACUGAGGUCUCAUGGGAAACUCUUCAGUCGUAGAAGCAAAAGGGGACUCGUAGUUGUGGUUCAUAUGAUUGUACUCCUCUUUCAUCAUCACUCUGAUUUUGCUCUUUUCCCUGGAGUGCUUCUGUAGAGUGCCUUUGUCAAUAUAUUUUUAUGUAUGAAAAUAGGCAUGAGUCCUGACAGCGGUCAUCCAGAAAUCUGCAUGUUGAAAUAAAGUUUUGAGAGAGU